AUGUGUCCGGGCUACGAUGCGAUGGUGUCCGAUGAUAGGACCGGUGACUUUACCAUCGCCAUAACAUCUAUGCAAGUUUUGCCACACAUGCAGAGUACUACCGCGACUGACAAUAAGCCGUCACACGAUGUGCUGAUAUUCCUGUUUGCCUGCAUCGUGUGCACGUUUGCACGUCCGGAACCGGAACCACCACGUGCACGGAUUGUUGUACCGGCAAAACAGCAACAAUUACCACAGUACGAAUAUGGAGCUCCAAAACCGGAAUAUGGUCCACCCGCCGAAGAGUAUGGACCACCACCGCCCACGGUCUACGGUCCACCUGCCCGUGAAUAUGGUCCACCACCGAAAUUGAUCACCAAGAACGUUUACGUCCACGUGCCACCAGAGGAACCUACCGAAAUCAUAAAGAGUCCCGUGCUUGAGGCUCCGAUUCCCAAGAAGCAUUACAAAAUCAUCUUCAUCAAGGCGCCAGCUCCACCGGCACCGAUCAAGCAGGUGAUUCCACCACAGCCACAGGACGAACACAAGACACUGGUGUACGUGCUGGUCAAGAAGCCAGAGGACCCGGCACCAUUGGAAAUUCCCGUACCGGAAACUACCGAGCCCAACAAACCCGAGGUGUACUUCAUCAAGUACAAGGAGGGCGAAAAGGAACCACACAAGCAGUACGGACCACCAGCUCCUGCCUAUGGACCACCUUCCGGUCCAGCUCGGUAUCAACAGUUCUAGUAUCCAAAAAAUGAUAGCCAAUAGCCGAGUGCUCAGGGAAAC
Anopheles maculipalpis is the source of this 771-nucleotide messenger RNA. RefSeq lists its product as uncharacterized. NCBI's taxonomy places the organism in Eukaryota, Metazoa, Arthropoda, Insecta, Diptera, Culicidae. The transcript has 2 exons. The record is from RefSeq and is a predicted model, not a curated record. The coding region runs from base 1 to 729 and encodes 242 amino acids.